AUGGCUACAACGGCUUCAGAGGCUAGGAAAGCCGAAAUGGCGCGUCUGUUUGACCUUUUCGAGAAGCUUAAGUCGCAUCGAGCGCGACCAACAUCCACUAUCGACGAAGACGCGCCUAUGGAGGACAUACGGCCGCCAUCAAGACCUAGAUCAACAUUGAUACAGACAACUACCACAGAGCAAGACCCAGCGAUAAAGAAGCUGUCCAGCAUCGUUGAGAAGAGCAGCACGUCGACGCGACCGCGCAGGAACACGGUGGCGUCCAUGAUAGCACAUGGUGGCGGCGAUGUAAUGCCCGUCGAUGAAAGCCACUGCGAUUCGGAUGCUGAGUCUCUUUCCAAGUUCCCGCUUGCUGAGAGGAAGCGGUUUCCAUUCACAUUCAAGCACAUGGUGCAUAAACUGUACGACAAAGACGAUUGGGUAAAGACAAUCAAGGAAACGUUGGAGAAGUCGCAGAAUGAGUUCAAGCCGCUUGCGGAGCAGCAGCAGGUGCCCCACAUCAGUGAAAACGACAAGAAGAGAUCGGUAGAGGAGGAGGUAGAGGGAGGAAGAGAUGAGAAGACCAAGGAGAACGUUAUCCGUUUCGAGAUCGCGACUAACCCUGGUACACGAACGCGAGGAAAUUCUACGGGACGUCAACGUAGCCUUUCGAUUGCGACUACUGGGGCCACUAAAGGUUACACCCCGCUUUCGCCUGGGGUACGCUCUCCUGGGUUCAGGGCCCCAGUCAUCAAGUCUCCCGUUCCAGGGAUUAGAUCGCCAGGCGCAGAAAUAGAUCCAGAAGUUAGGGUGGUCAAAAAGAGGUGUGUCGGUCGCAGAAAGUCGGCAAGUGGACUUGCAAACAACGAAGAGGCUUCUCUCAAGCCCGAUGGUAGUCCUCGACGAGCCUGGGUGUACAACGCUGCUGUCUCCGCGUCUGAAAGGCCUAUCGCGACAGCGUUUGUGGCGUGUCCUCCUGCGCCACCUUCAUCUCCAACAGGAGGAAGAGCCCCUUCAGCAAGAUACCAGGGAUUGGGCACGAAGAACCUUCCAAGUACGAUGCAGCUCGGCGGGAUGGGUACAAAGCGGAGGGUUAUUCCCGCGACAGAUGCGCCCACAGCUACAUCAUUUGCAGCAUUUCAUCUUGGUCCACCGGCGUCUCCAACAGGAAACAAAGGUCCUUCGUCUAGAUACCCUGCCCUGGGUACGAAGAACUUGCCAACCAUGAUGCAAGCAGGAGGUACAGGAAUGAAGCCUAGAGUGGUGCCAGCUACAGACGCCCCUGCUGCUGCGAGAUUUACAGGAUUCCCUCCUGGACCACCACCAUCACCUACUGGACCAUCCAAAGGUUUUAUGACAAAAUAUUCCACCCCUAAUUCCAACAAACUUCCGAGCACAUUGAAAGAAAGAGGAAAGCCGGGCUUGAAGCGCCGAGGAAGCAUCGAAGGAGAAAUGAUGAAGGCCGCCCCCAUGAUGAUGCCGUUGCAGCAGGUAACAAAUUUGAAUACAGAUGGGUUGGCGGCACGCCGGCGAUCGAGGAUAGCGAGUAAGACUGAGGAUGACAAAGGCGGAGAGAAGGUCAUCGAGCAAAAAGAAUCGAUAAUGAAGGAAAUGACUUGA
Messenger RNA from Psilocybe cubensis, 1599 nucleotides. RefSeq lists its product as uncharacterized. NCBI's taxonomy places the organism in Eukaryota, Fungi, Basidiomycota, Agaricomycetes, Agaricales, Agrocybaceae. The transcript has a single exon. The record is from RefSeq and is a predicted model, not a curated record. The coding region runs from base 1 to 1599 and encodes 532 amino acids.